Prunus armeniaca (apricot) is the source of this 2907-nucleotide messenger RNA. Lineage: Eukaryota; Viridiplantae; Streptophyta; Magnoliopsida; Rosales; Rosaceae. The record is from the annotation of a GenBank genome assembly.
AUGGCGUCUUCCAGCAGGAUGGAAUCUGACGGAGACGAUGAAGCUGAAGCUGAAGAGGAAGAGGUUGAACAUUUUGAUGAUUUCACUCUCGCCUCUUCAUGGGAAAGGUUCAUUUCUGACAUAGAAGCUGUUUGUCGGCAAUGGAUGGCAGACGGUCCAAAAAAUCUGUUGAAAAAGGAUGCCAGGGAAGUUUCAGAGGAUUUAUAUAAGGUCAAGUCGGAGUUGAAGUUUUCAGCAAAGAAUUAUUGUAUGGAAUACUACUUCGGAAACAAAAAUGAAGGCAAAGUUAUUGAUUGGAAUUCCACAUUGCAUGAUUUGCAGUUGUGUUUUGGGGUCAAAGAAUUUUUGGUAAUUGCUCCUCAAAGUGCCAGCGGCGUGGUUCUUGACGCACCUGAAGCUAGCAAGCUUUUAAGUGCAGUUGCAAUUGCUUUAUCGAAUUGUUCAAGUUUGUGGCCAGCGUUUGUUCCAGUACAUGUACCUUCUAGGAAAGCUUAUAUUGGAAUCCAAAAUAUGGGAACAGUUUUUACAAGAAGAUUUGAGGCUGAUCAUAUUGGUAGCCAGGUUCCAGUAAAACUCAUGCAUUUGGAAGGAUUGUAUGAGUUGUUGUUUCAAAAUUUGAGAGGCAAAACCCUUUUUCUUUUGUUAUUCCAAAAGUCUAUUUUUUCUCAAGCCUACUCCACAUUGGACAUUUCUAUGCAUCUUUUCAAAGUCCAUUUUACUAUGAAGCUAACCUACAGAUCCCUUCCUCAUGAUGAUGAUGUUCAAGGAGAUGAUCCAAAUGUUACUGAAUCUGAAAUAGAUCUUGGUGGUGACACUCACAAUAGAACACAGUGGGAUGAUGAUUGUCCAUGGAGUGAGUGGUAUUCUGCUGAAGACCCUAUAAAAGGAUUUGAAUUGGUUGCCAUAUGGUCAGAAAAGGUGGUUGAGAGCUCCCUGGAAAUGGCUGAACUGGAAAAUUAUUCGCCCCAUGAAGCUCAAAAUUGGAUAUUAUCUCCAGAUAUGUCUUCAAGUUUAACUGAUUCUUCCAAAGGAAACAGAAUUGGAUUUGCUUCUCAACUGUGCCUUUUGCUUGAGGCAUUGAAUAUGUCCUUUGAGGCUCAGUUUAUGGAAGAUUUUGUGUCAGUUGAAAAUCCAGGCUCCGAUAAUUUGAAAUCCUCAAUGGUUAUACCCCCACCUACAGUUAUUGAUCGUGUGCUUAAGGAACUCUUUCAUGAUGGUGCACGAUUCCCAGAUGUUGCUGCUGCUGAGCAUAAGACUGCUCGAGCUAUUAAAGGCGCACCUCUUGAAUCCCUGUUUGCACAGUUUUGUUUACAUUCUCUUUGGUUUGGAAACUGCAACAUUCGUGCUAUUGCUGUUAUCUGGAUAGAGUUCGUUCGAGAAGUUAGGUGGUGUUGGGAAGAAUCACAACCAUUGCCCCUAAUGCCAACCACUGGUGCAAUUGACCUGUCCACUUGCUUGAUUAACCAGAAACUUCACAUGCUUGCAAUAUGCAUUGAGAGGAAGCGCCAAUUGAAUGAAGACUUUCAAGAUUGUAUUGGAAGCCAGGAUCAUUCAUCUCCUCAAAUCGAGGAAGAUAGUCUAGAUGAGGACAGCUCAAGUAUAAUGCAAACACCUGGUGAAAACUUUGAUGGGAAACGUGACAGCAGCCCUGCAACAUCUGAUGAUUCUCAACACUCUGAAAACAGUGUAUCUAUAGUUAGUACUAAGUCUGAAGAUGCAGAACCUACUAAUCUAAAACCUUCAGAUUGUAUCCGGAGGGGUUCAGCUGGAGUGGCAGGGCCUAUGAUGCUCCUGAAGUCAUAUCAGAGCAUGCAUGCACCAUUCACGCAGGAGGCACCACUUAUGACAGAAGACAUGCAUGAAGAGCGGCUCCAUGCUGUUGAAGCCUUUAGCGACUCAUUUAACUUUUCUGCUCAGUUGGAGAAAGAGAUCUUAGCUUCAGACAUGUCAGCAUUUAAAGCGGCAAAUCCAGAUUCUGUUUUUGAAGAUUUUAUUCGAUGGCAUUCUCCUGGAGAUUGGGAGAGUGAUGAAACAAAAGACACUGGAUCAUCCAAGAGCCCUGCAAUAGAGGGUUCAAAAGCUGACUGGCCUCCUCAAGGACGGCUUUCAAAGAGAAUGUCUGAGCAUGGCAAUUUAUGGCGAAAAAUUUGGAAUGAUGCACCGGCGUUGCCAGCUUCUGAGCAAAAGCCAGUUAUGGAUCCAAACAGAGAAGGAGAAAAGAUCCUUCAUUACCUGGAAACGGUAAGGCCGCAGCAGUUGCUCGAGCAAAUGGUUUGUACUGCCUUCAGAGCAUCAGCAAGUACUUUAAACCGGACUAGUUAUGGAGGCUUGAGGCAGAUGGCAACCAAAAUGGAUCAACUUUACAUUACUAUGACAUCUGCAUUGAGGCCUUUGCAAGCAAAUCCUCUAUCGCCUGGCAGUGAGACUAUUGAAGACAUAAGACGGCUGUGUGGUGUUUUUGAACAUGUUGAGAAGCUACUUGCUAUUGCAGCUUCUCUUCAUCGUAAGUUCUUGCAAGCCCCACGCCUCUCUGAAGCAAUAUUUUCUGACUGCUGCAGCUUUUAUUUUCCUAGAAUGGGAACAAGCUCCUCAGGAGACAACGCUCAAAAGGAGUUUGACAAGAAGCAACCAGUAAGGGCGCACGAAAGACUGGUUGUGUCGAAUAUGUUUACACCUCCCACUGCUAACCAGUCAUGGAGAAAAGUUUUGAGCUUGGGUAAUCUUCUCAACGGCCACGAACCGAUCUUGAGGGAGAUAAUAUUUUCCAAGCGUGAUAAAAUCAGUGGGAAUCACUAUGCUGCCCGUACUCCCACAAUUUAUCAAGAAGAAGUAGAAACAUAUAGAAUGUAUACAUGUGGAACCUCAAAUGACCUUCGUGUAGCUCUUUCCGUCGUUUCAUGUGAUUAA